AUGACCUGGAGCUGCCUGGGUGCGCCUGGACCCUCAGUGACCACGGCAUCCCUGGAGGAGCCAUGUAGGGAUAAAAGGGACAGCAAUGCCUUCUUUGGAGACUGGGGUGUGGAUGAGUUUUACGCCGUGAAGACAUGCAGCCCUACACCUGGCCCACGGGAGCGCAGCAAGGGGAAGAAGGAGCAGUCACCGAGACACUUGCCCACCCACACUCCGCCCUGUGGGCCCAGCACAGGUGGCCAGCAGGCGGCCUGGGACCUCGAUGCCCCUCGGGCAAGCAGCAUCGAAGACCCAGGCCUGCGGAGGGACGUGAGGCACAGCCCCGACCCCCGGCUUAAUCGCAAACACCUGGGCUGGGGGAAACCGAGCGACGAAAACCGCGAAGCUGCGUCUGCGCGCUGGAUGAUUCCAGUCGUAGUGCUGAUUGGCAGCUUGUGCCAACGGAGGGCUACGGGCUGGCGUUUCGCCCUCCACCACGUCUCGCCCCUGAGAGGCGCCAAGAGGACACCCGGCCACAGUGGACACCGUGGCAGGAGAGCACGAGAGACUGUGAAGAGCAUGGGGAGCCUUUGUCGAGCCUUUGGCUUAGGAGCUGGGAGAAUCAGGCCCUUCCCACACCUGGAAAUAAAGCAGGGCCUUCAAGACAGUCCCAGCACCAUAAGCCCUGAAAGGUCCCAAGAGGAGAGCCCAGAAGGAGACACAGGGAGAGCAGAGCAGAAGCCUAUGGUCAAAGAUGCCUUCAAAGACAUUGCCAUAUACUUCAAGGAAGAAUGGGCAGAGAUGGGAGACUGGGAGAAAACUCGCUAUAGGAAUGUGAAAAGGAAGUAUAACGCACGGAUUACUAUAGGUCUCUGAGCCACUCAACCAGCUUUCAUGUGUCACCGAAGGCAGGCCAUCAAAUUCCAGGUGGAUGACACUGAAGAUUCUGAUGAAGAAUGGACACCUAGGCAGCAAGUCAAACCUCCUGGGAUGGCCUUCAGGGUGGAACAGAGUAAACACCAGAAGGGAAUGCCCAAGGUGUCAUUCAGUAAUGAAUCUAGUUUGAAGAAAUUGUCAGGAACGGCAAAUGUACUGAAUACAAGUGGCUCAGAGCAGGCUCAGAAACCAGUGUCCCCUCCUGGAGAAGCGAGUACCUCUGGACAGCACUCUAGACUAAAACCGGAACUAAGGAGGAAGGAGACUGAAGGAAAGAUGUAUAGCCUGCGAGAAAGAAAGGGUCAUGCAUACAAAGAGGUCAGCGAGCCCCAGGAAGACGACUACCUCUAUUGUGAGAUGUGUCAGAACUUCUUCACUGACAGCUGUGCUGCUCAUGGGCCCCAGACAUUUGUGAAGGACAGUGCAGAGGACAAGGGGCAUUCCAACCAUGCAGCCCUCAGCCUGCCCCCUGGGCUGAGAAUCAGGCCAUCAGGCAUCCCUCAGGCUGGGCUUGGAGUAUGGAAUGAGGCCUCUGAUCUGCCACUGGGUCUGCACUUUGGACCCUAUGAGGGCCGAGUUACAGAAGACGAAGAGGCAGCCAACAGCGGAUACUCCUGGCUGCCUUUACCUUAUUUUUCUGAAACUCAUAUCACCAAAGGGAGAAAUUGCUAUGAGUAUGUCGAUGGAAAGGAUAAAUCCUGGGCCAACUGGAUGAGGUAUGUGAACUGUGCCGGGGAUGAUGAGGAGCAGAACCUUGUGGCCUUCCAGUACCACAGGCAGAUCUAUAGAACCUGUCGAGUCAUUAGGCCAGGCUGUGAACUGCUAGUCUGGUAUGGGGAUGAGUAUGCCAGGAACUGGACAUCAAGUGGGGCAGCAAGUGGAAGAAAGAACUCAUGGCAGGGAGAGAACCAAAGCCAGAGAUUCAUCCAUGUCCCUCAUGCUGUCUGGCCUUCUCAAGUCAGAAAUUUAUCAGUCAUCAUGUGGAACACAAUCAUUCCUCUGAGAACUUCCCAGGAACAUCUACAAGAAAACUCCUCCAACCAGAGAAUCCCUGCCGGGGGAAACAGAAAGAGGAGCAGCAAUAUUUUGAUCCAUGCAACUCUAAUGACAAAACCAAAGGUCAAGAGAUCAGAGAAAGGUCCAAACUCUUGA
This is a messenger RNA of Cebus imitator (Panamanian white-faced capuchin), 2067 nucleotides long. Its product is annotated as probable histone-lysine N-methyltransferase PRDM7. NCBI's taxonomy places the organism in Eukaryota, Metazoa, Chordata, Mammalia, Primates, Cebidae. The record is from RefSeq and is a predicted model, not a curated record. Gene Ontology annotation, biological process: positive regulation of reciprocal meiotic recombination; regulation of DNA-templated transcription. Gene Ontology annotation, molecular function: histone H3K36 methyltransferase activity; histone H3K4 methyltransferase activity; protein binding. Gene Ontology annotation, cellular component: nucleus.